Anarrhichthys ocellatus (wolf-eel) is the source of this 5112-nucleotide messenger RNA. RefSeq names its product zinc finger E-box-binding homeobox 2. The transcript has 8 exons. Gene Ontology annotation, biological process: anatomical structure development; regulation of transcription by RNA polymerase II. Bases 134 to 3325 code for a protein of 1063 amino acids. Gene Ontology annotation, molecular function: RNA polymerase II cis-regulatory region sequence-specific DNA binding; DNA-binding transcription factor activity, RNA polymerase II-specific. The record is from RefSeq and is a predicted model, not a curated record. Lineage: Eukaryota; Metazoa; Chordata; Actinopteri; Perciformes; Anarhichadidae.
GCUGUGACCGAGGGCGAUGCCUCAUCACCAUUCAUUCUCAGGCAGGCACUCGGGACGAACACACACACUCGCACCGGUCCCUGGACAACUUCUUUUUUUUUUUUUAAAAACGACAACAACGAAAUAAAGCGUUAUGAUGACAGAAGAAAGUAGGGGCAAGCGAAGGAAACAAGCCAACCCCAGGAGGAAUCGAGUGGAUGCUGAGCAAGUGAGUUCACUGGGAUCUGAGGGGGAGGAUGAGGUGGGCCUGUGGAGCCUGGAGCCCCAGGACUGCCAGGAGAGCCUGGACAAGGCAAGCUUGACACCCAGCGAGGGGACGGAGGAGCCCGUCAGCCCCGCUCGCUCCACGCGGCCGCACAGCCUCAGCCCCGGCAGCAGGAGCUACUGGCCGCAAGUGGAGCAGGAGGCCGAGGCCGCAGAAGACGCCACCACCGCAUCUACCACUGACAGAGAGGGAGACCAGGGACCACUGAGGAUGUACUGUAAGAACUCAGACUCCCCAAAUGCUUUGGAGGACCUGGCCCACUAUGAAUUUCUGGCCCAGUUGAGGAAGGCCUCUACCUCAGCCAGUCUCUUGGACCACCUGAACCACAAUGGCACGGCAGCGGUGUACCACCCGGAAGGCAGGCACGAGGAGCUGCCACCUGCCAUCUGGUCACCAGGCGCUCAGCACCGCUCACCCGAGGGAGCAGAUGCAGGGAGGACCCAGCAGGCCUGUCCAUUCUGCCACAGGAUGUAUCAGCGAGGAGCCUCCUUGAGGGACCACAUCAAGUACUGUCAGGAGAGGGAGGGGGGCCACAUGGUGUGCCCACUCUGUGGAUACACUGCCACUGUUCGGGCACAGAUGGAGCGGCACCUGGCUUUUCAUAACCAAGUGCAGGACAAGGGUGUCAUCACUUUGGAUCAAGGCAUUGAGACCAGGAAGUUCAAAUGUCUGCAGUGUGGGAAAGCAUUCAAGUACAAACACCACCUCAAAGAGCAUCUCCGCAUCCACAGCGGUGAGAAACCUUACGAGUGCUCCAACUGCAAGAAACGUUUCUCUCACUCUGGCUCCUACAGCUCCCACUUGAGCAGCAAAAAGUGCCUGAGUGGUGGAGGAAAUGGAGGGGAGCGCGCAGGAGGAGCCAGCGGUGCAUUUAACGGGCAUAGCCAAAGCUCCUACCACCACUCAUUUCCAACAUCUCCCUCUCCAGGUGUGGGGAGGAACAGUACUGACAAGGGCUCCCCGUUGGCUUCACAGACCCAAGAUCAAACCGGGCUUCUAUGUCGAGUCCGAGAGGAUCCUCACCAGCUUUCCCUGCAGGACCACAACAGCGCCAGAGCAUCAGACCUGGCUCGGCUUUGGGACCCCUCAGCAGAGCUCUCUCUGAGGUCCAGUAUACUAAAAGGGACCACCCUUCUGCCUUAUCUGCACUCUGGGACCAAGUUUGAACAGAUGCUGCAGGAGAUGCUUCACAGGGAGGUGAGGAAAGAGGAGGAAAUGGUCAGAGGAGGAGGAGCUGCAAUGGAGGAAAGGAAGGGGAUUUACAAUGGAGGAGGGCCUGACAGGAAUGUGUCACCUGACAGGAGAAGAGGAAGAGUGAGGUCAGGUGAAGGGGAGAGAGGUGUGCUUGGGAUGACGUGUCGUUGGUGCUUCCAGAUCUUCCCCAGUGUGCCGGUGCUCCUGCAGCACGAGCGCUACCUCUGCAAGAUGAACCGAGAGGCAGUGGAGGUGCCCGAGGGUCUCCGCAGCAAAGACCACCCCUCGCCACCUUUAGUCUUCCCCAGAUCUGCUCUCCAACCGGAGAACGGCAAACCGAGUGAAGUGUCCAACGGCCUGUCUGGAAACAAAUCACCAUUGCAGAAGCCCAGCUGGCACUCUUUACCGCAGCAGCUUUUGGUGGCAAUGUACUCUCCCCCACAGCCCCACCAUGACGCCCCCUCCUCUCAAGCGUACUGCUCCAGCCAGGAAAAGGGAAGCCCAAGCCAACCAAUCAACCACUCCCCAGAGCUGUCAUCGCCUCGGGUCAGAAGGAGGUUUCCCUCUUCAGGUUUCGGUUCUCCAGUCUGCCUGGACCUCACCAGCUGUCCUCCCGAACUGAUCUCCCCUCAGAACCAGACCAGCAGCCCCUGGUCUGCACAGAACGAGCCUCUGGACCUCUCCCUACCCAAGCAGCUCUCAGACCAGGAGGGGAGAAACAAAACUGUAAACGGCAACUCAGGCAGACGAGAGAGGAGGGAGCACGGGACCCAGCAACUCAGGAGACCGAGUCCGACGUCACACCUCCACCUUCACCACCAUCCAGUCUACAGCGGGGCCAGAGCUCCUAUGUUUCCAGGUUCCUUAUAUAAUGGAUUUCCUAUCUUCAACCAGUCUGGUUUAGGGCUUUCAGGACAUGAUGGCAUCACAGCGAUGGCAUCACAGCCAGGGUUUCUCUCUCCUAUGGCUUACAUGAUGGAUGCAGACACAGAGGCGACCCUGAAAAAGAUCCACCAGGAGAGACAAGCUCUCAUGGGUGAAGUGUUAAGCCAUGGAGCUCUAGACUACCUCUCCCUCAUGGAAGAAGGACUGGAGGGAGAAGGGGGACCCGGGAGGAAAAGACUGAAGAAGACAGACGAGGGGCUUUACGCUUGUGACAUUUGUGACAAAACGUUUCAGAAGAGCAGCUCUCUGCUCCGACACAAAUACGAGCACACAGGUAAGCGUCCUCAUGAGUGCAAGAUCUGCAACAAGGCCUUCAAGCAUAAGCACCAUCUGAUUGAGCACAGCCGGCUGCACUCUGGAGAGAAACCCUACCAAUGUGACAAGUGUGGCAAACGCUUCUCUCACUCCGGCUCAUACUCACAGCACAUGAACCACCGCUAUGCCUACUGCAGCAAAGACCAGGAUCCAGACCAAGAUCACGAGGAAAUGCCUUUCACCCCAGGGGCAGGCAGAAAUACCGGGGGACGCCUCGCCGACGAGACCCCCCUGUCCAUGGAGGACACUCAGACGGCGCACUCCUUCCUCAGCGAUUCCAGUCUAGACGGAGCUGCAGAGGCCCUCAAGGAGGAAGAAGAGGAGGAGGAGGAGGAGGAUAAAGAUGCAGGUGUUAGUGAUGGUCAUGUGGAAAAGGCACUAGUGGGUUUGUUAGGGGCAGCAGAGGAGCUGGGAGGUAGCCCCUUCCUUGGAUCACCUACAGCGGAGAAGGGAGUGCAAAGCGAGAGAAAUGGUUACGAUGUGGGAAACCACAUUGUCAAAGCAGAGAGAGAAUUCUGGGACAGAGACACCGAUGGCCAGAAUGGAGACUUGGACAAAUGUGAACUUAGCCUGGAUUUAACAGAUUUAUCCAGAAUAAAAACUUAAGGUGACUACAACAAGCCAAUACAAUGCAUAUACCAUAUAUAUAUAUUAUAUUAAGAAUAUUGAUACACUUUUUAUUUCAUGUACAUAUAUAUAUAUAUAUAAAACUGAUUUAAAAAAAAAUAAAAAAGUUACAUGAGAAAAUGCACAGAACUUCCAAAGCAUAGAUGGCCUUAAAUUGGAUAAAGCCAUACAAACAAAAAUAUAUGUGGCAAUACGAAUUAUAGUAUUUUAUCAUGUAAAAUAGACUUAACGUACCUACAGCGCCUUUCUUUUGUCUUUGUUGUGUUGUAAUUUCUUUUUGCUAAAACACAUUUGGGUUGACUCAUCCGAGGUCAUGUAUCUAGAUGUAACGCUGCAUGAAUCUCACUUUGUAUUCGCUUGCUGCUGCUGACUGUUGCACAACCCAUAAAGAAGAGGCCUUUGUAUUUUUAUGGCCAGGAUCCAGUUUGCUUUGUUUAAAACAUUUUGACCGUUCACAUGUAGAUGCACACCAGUGUGCGACUUAAGAAACCAGACGGCACAGGAAAGGAUCGAUUGCAGUAGUGGAAAGACAUCUACUGUUACUUUAGCAUGCUAUUAAAGUUAGCGCUUAGAUGUUACAGAUACAGUCAUAUCAAUCAGAUCCGCUUGAUGCUCAGUUAGAAUAUUUAUUCUGGCAAGUGCAAGUACCAUUCAAUAUCCUGUGGUAUUAUUUCAUACAAACCCAUACCUCUAUUUUAAGAAAUGAGCAAUAACUUGUAACAUGUUUUACACGGAAAUACACACAUGCAGCUAUUACUUUGUCCCAAAGCUAUUGAUGGCUUGAGAUUAUAUGGAAGUACUCCUUUUUAUCAUUCAUGCUGUGAAAUAACAAGGUACAACCACCUCAUCUCUGCAACGAUGGUGCUCAGUGGCUUUUGACUAACCAGCAGCCUAUCUUCGUAGUUUAGAGCAAGCAGUAAAAAGAGGAAGAACUGGAAGGUGGUUGUUUAUUUAUUUUUUUAAGCAAAAAGCAGUGGACUGCACCUUUUAAAUGGUAUUCUUUGCCAAGGGACAGUCAUUCCUGUCAGUUUUGGGGGUUUUUCCUUCGAGGGGAGCAAACAAAACUUGCGCUGUCUCACUGUUUGUGUAAUAAUCACACAGAGCUGCUUCAUUUAAUCUUACGCGGAAAUAUCCCCCAUUUCUCGUAAUAAUUUACAUGCGCCAUUUUCUCACCCCCGGAAACACAUUUAGGGCUGUCUGUUAAGGUGUGGCGAGAAGGUCAAGACUCAGGACGCAUACAUCAACUUCCUCUUUCUGACUGCAGUGUAGUCAACGUGAGAAGUGCCUGAGAUGUACUCAAGACACUGUGAGUAAUCCGACAAAGCCUCGGUACGACGAGAUAAGACGGUGGUGCAUGAGGUGUGACUAAGCUUCUAGCAUUCAUGCAUACUGUGACAACUUUUGGUCAUAAUGUAUGUGUGUGUGUGCGUGUGUAUGUGUAUUUAUCACCAAAGAUAUGCAAAUGUGACAUGCCAACUGCCACCUUUCUCGUGCGUAGUUCCUUACCUGUUAUUUCUGGGUCAAAAAAAUACUGAAGAAAUGGUUUACUUUCCCUCAGCGUCAGCACACUUCUCUUUAUAACGUUACAAGCAGUGUUCUUUUUAUAUAUCUUUUACUGGCACCCAUGCAACUUUUGUAUUCACUUUUUAUAUGUUUUAUAAUGAAUAUAAUAAAAUUGUACAUACUUUGUCACAAGAAUGUUGUACAUCAUACAUUUUUUUCUUUUAAAAUAUUAUCCUCAAUCAGCAUUUUCUUGUGUUUUAAUU